Silurus meridionalis is the source of this 1253-nucleotide messenger RNA. It is a transcript of the gene gng13b, whose product is annotated as guanine nucleotide binding protein (G protein), gamma 13b. Gene Ontology annotation, cellular component: heterotrimeric G-protein complex. Gene Ontology annotation, biological process: sensory perception of taste; phospholipase C-activating G protein-coupled receptor signaling pathway. Bases 349 to 552 code for a protein of 67 amino acids. NCBI's taxonomy places the organism in Eukaryota, Metazoa, Chordata, Actinopteri, Siluriformes, Siluridae. Gene Ontology annotation, molecular function: G-protein beta-subunit binding. The transcript is spliced from 3 exons. The record is from RefSeq and is a predicted model, not a curated record.
UGUGUGCGCGCGCGUGUGUCUGUGUGUGCGUGUGAGUGUGUGCGCGCGCGUGUGUGCUCCUCUCCACUUCGAGCAUCCUUUCUGUUCCCCUGCAGCUCCUCAUCACUGGGGAUUAGCGAGUCCCCACUGCAUCCUGCUUCUCUGUAUUCUGCGCUUCCAGUCUCUUGAAGGAUCUACAGGAUCUGAAGCACGAGAAAUUGUGGGCACUUGGAUUUUUCCACCUCCUUCGCGUCCUUUACUAAAAAAAAGAAGGAAAAAAAAAAAAAAAAAAAACCAGCAGUCACAGUUUCAGCCAAAAAAAGAAAAAAAGAAAAAAGGUCUGGUGCUAUUUAAACCGGAACCGCAGCCAUGGAUGAAAUGGAUGUGCCGCAACUGAAGAAAGAGGUGGAGAGCCUCAAGUACCAGCUGGCGUUCAAGAGGGAGAAAUCCUCCAAGACAGUCACAGACUUGGUGAAGUGGAUCGAAGAUGGCGUGCCCACAGACCCGUUUUUGAACCCCGAACUGAUGAAGAAUAACCCGUGGGUGGAAAAGGGCAAAUGUGUGAUAAUUUAGGACGGGAACAACGGAACAGCACGGAUCUGAAUGUCCACACAGAUACACACACACACACACACACACACACACACACACACACAGAGGCAUUAGCACCUUCACUUGCAAGAUCUGAAACUAUGCCACGCAUUACUAUACUCUAUUCAUAAAGGUCAAUAUGUUAUUUAAAAACUCACUAUUAAAAUUCUACUCAUAGAAAGAAAAGAACUUGAUCUAUUUAUAUGCAGUUCUUUUUAGUCUGUUACAGUUUCGUUUGCUUGUUUUAGUGUCUCACUGCCAGAAAAUGAGUGACAGAUUAACGUCCUGCAAAUAAACAAAAAAAAGGAAAAAAUUAACAAUCUUGAAACAGAUAAAUGUGCACAUCGGGUCUGUUUUUCUCUGCAGCGUGUCAAUCUGUCUGUCAUGACAGUGCACUUUUUCAACCGAAACCACACAAACGUGUUCAUGUUCACGUUCGCGUUCAGCACCGCUAUUUUGUUGAGUCUUGUUUGAUUCAUUAAUUUAUGAGCUAUUUAUUUAUUUAUGUUUUUUUAAUGAACUGUUGAUGCUCUGAUAGACUUGAUAUUUUAACAUGUAGGUCGGAGGGUCCGAGUUACAUUACCAAGAAGAGUUUUUUUUUUUAAAUAUGAUGUUCUUAGUAGAACAGAAUUCAUUUUUUUCCUAUUUAUAAUCUGUUAUUUGACAAUAAAUCUUCAUCUAUA